CGGGUCGGGGGAGCGAUGGGGCCGGGACGAGGACGGGGACGGGGACGAGGACCAGGCGCCGCCGCCGCCACGGAGAGCGAGGAAGAAGCGGCCGCAGAGCAGCGGCUCGGGAGGCUGGAGCCGGCCGAGGAGGGCUCUGGUGGCAGCGACGACAGCGACGACGGCGGGAGCGUGGCGGGGGCUGGCGGGAAAGAUCAAUCUGACAUGUCUUUUGAGGAACUCCUGCGGGUGCAGAGUGAUGCAAGGAUGAGAGUGAGCAAGAAGGUGCCUGGUGGGAAGAAAACUGCAAAGCCUACCAAAGCUACACUGAAGCAGCAACAAGGCAAAAAGGGGCCAUUGGAGAUGUCUGCUAAGAAGCCUGUACCUUUCCUGCGACAAGUUGUCCCUGUUAGGAAGAAGGUCCAGAGAGACCCUCGAUUUGAUGACCUGUCUGGAGAGUAUAAGCCUGAAAUAUUUAUGAAGACAUACAGCUUCCUGGACAGCAUCAAGAAGCAGGAGAAGGAGAUGGUUGAGAAGCAGCUGAAGAAAUGCCGGAACAUGGAAGAGAAGGAGAAACUUCAGCGGCUCCUGAACCGUAUGACACAGCAGGAAAAGGCACAGAAAAAACAGCAGAAGUUGAGAGAGAGGGAGCUGUCUUUGAAAAAACAACAGAGGGAACUGGCUAAGCAGGGAAAGAAACCCUUCUUCCUAAAGAAAUCUGAGAAGCGGAAAUUGGAACUAGCUGAGAAGUAUGCAGAGCUGAAGAGGAGUGGGAAGCUGGAGAGCUUCCUGAACAAGAAGAGGAAAAGGAAUGCCAUCAAAGACAAGCGCCAUCUGCCCUCACAGAAGAACUUGUGACUGUUGGACAGUCAUGCUGUUGUCUGGCACUGGCUCGUUCUGCCUUGGCAAGGCUUGGAGGAUGGUUAUCCCUCUUCCCAGGAUCUGCCCUUCCACUGUAGAGUGAUGCUGUAAGGCAGCAGAGCAGGGGCUGAACUGAAGGAAAUAAUGGGGUUUUUGUAGCUGAAGUGUGUUCUUGUGGUUUAGAUCAUGCCUGGGUGGUGACAAGUGUGUCGUGCAGAUGCUGAUGGUGAUGACAGCUGUCUUUGCCCUUGCACCUGCUCAUUUCUAACUCUAGCAAGGAAAGUGUGAGCCCUGCCCUGCACUGCUGGCUCUACUCCAGGUUCUUUCAGACUUCCACUGAGGCAGAAAAGGAUGUGGGACAAUGCCUGCUCAGAGCAGCAACCCUGACUUCAGGUUGCCCAGGGCUGCUUUGGUGGGAUCUGGUAAUGUCCAAGGACAGAUGCCUUCACCUCUCUUGGUCUCUGCUCUACUGCUUCAGGUUCUCAAGAUAUAACUUUUUGUUCCCUCAUCCAGGAAACUUGCCUGGUUUUAGUCUAUGAUCAUUGUCUUGUUCUCACUGAAGUGCCUGGCUCUGUCUUCUCAGCAGCUCUGUCACAGCCUUUCCUACAGUGCUCCAGCCUCUGACAGCUUCCACAUACUCAGCUGGAGUCAGCCCAGACAACCAACAGCUAACUUUUGGUGGCCCAGCAUGGAUCAGUAUCUGGAUGUAGUCUCACAAGAGAUGAGUGAAGAUGAGAGGAUCACUCCACUCCACGUGGGCUGCUCCCAGUGAUGCAGAUCUAGGUGUGGCUGGCCUUCCUCAUACACGGGUCAUGCUGUGACUGCUCAGGUAUUGCUGCUUGGGAUCUCUCCUUCAGAGCAGCUUGGUUUCUCAGUGUCAUCUCCAGAGUUAUCAGUGCUCCUAGGAAACUGAUCCUGUAUGAAAUAAAGUACCUGUUUUCCUUUAUUCCCACGA
Messenger RNA from Parus major (Great Tit), 1795 nucleotides. It is a transcript of the gene RRP36, whose product is annotated as ribosomal RNA processing 36. The record is from RefSeq and is a predicted model, not a curated record. NCBI's taxonomy places the organism in Eukaryota, Metazoa, Chordata, Aves, Passeriformes, Paridae. The transcript is spliced from 8 exons. Gene Ontology annotation, biological process: maturation of SSU-rRNA from tricistronic rRNA transcript (SSU-rRNA, 5.8S rRNA, LSU-rRNA). Gene Ontology annotation, cellular component: nucleolus; 90S preribosome. Bases 16 to 837 code for a protein of 273 amino acids.